UAAAAAGUUUAUGAAAUGUCCAAUUUGGUCCCCUAUCUUAACCAAAUCCGGACCCUCUAUCUAGAUUUCCAAACUCCCUCAAGCUGCCACGUGGCAGCACUCCCCAAUUCCCCACUUCUCUCUCUUUCCCCCACCCCGAGGCCUCACUCUCUCACCCUCACUUUCAACUCUCUUUCUCUCUGCACUCACUCUCCCUCUCUCGAGACCCUCACCUCUCGCUCUCGGACUAUUUCCCGAUCGGCACACACACACAAGCAGCCACCAUCACAAUCACACCACCAUCAACACCCGGUCGUCUCUCUCUCUCUCUCUCUCGUCGCUGCAAGGCGUGGCGAAGCCCAGAAAACACUUCGGCGAGUUUCCUCGUCUUCCCGACUCGGUUUUCAGAAAAAUGGCUCGGAAAGGAAGCCCAGUUUUCCGGUGAGCCGUGGGUGUGUGAGCUUAAACCCGACCACCUCAGGCCCUUCCAUGGUGAAUCGAAGAGGUGAAAUUAAUAGCGGCGUUCCGAUAUUCUUUUUGGCACGGAUUUGCACCAACGAUAUAUGAUGAGUGGAUCUCUUCUAAAAUGCAUGUUUUAAUAGCAGAAAUGCAUGCAUGAAUAAAACAUGAUUUAAUUAUUACAUUUUAUAAAACGUUUUAUGAGAUAAUAUGUUUACUGAAGCUAUUUUGAAUUAUUAUUAUUUUUUCUAUAUCCUAUGUUCUUUAUGGGAUAUUUGAUGAAUGACGAUAUAAUAUUUAGAUCAUGUUUAGAACAUCUCUUUAUAGUAUAAAUGAUGGAUGAUAUUAUACUAUGAAGCUGCUUUUCAAUAUAUGUAUGUUCAAUGGAUUUGUACUUACCUAGUGGUCCCAAUUCCGCUAUGGGACAAGGGAUAGAUUUUAGUCCGUCCCGGAUGAUGGUUACGGUGUUGGACCCAUCCUCUUAUUCAUUCAAUUUUAUAUUAUUUCUUUUUAGUAUUUUAGUUAGUUGUAUGUUUUGAACACAUUCUUAAAAUGCAUAUUCAUUAUAAUUUAAAUUUAUAAGUCUUAUCUA
Messenger RNA from Pyrus x bretschneideri (Chinese white pear), 1030 nucleotides. RefSeq lists its product as uncharacterized. Bases 16 to 546 code for a protein of 176 amino acids. NCBI's taxonomy places the organism in Eukaryota, Viridiplantae, Streptophyta, Magnoliopsida, Rosales, Rosaceae. The transcript has 3 exons. The record is from RefSeq and is a predicted model, not a curated record.